GAAAGUAAAUGGUGUGGCGCGGCCCGUCUCUCCAAAGAGAAUGCGCCAUAUAAAAGCCUCUCAACACACUUGUCGUUCAAUAGUUUUUUAAAGAGUGCCGUGGCUGUACGCUCAACGCGACAUAAUGGAAGUUUUGAAAUUAUUAUUCGUAAUUUGCUGCUCAUACUACUGUUACGCAUCUGAAAAGUCCCAUGUAAUACCUGUGGAAGGAUAUGAAACGGAAUUGGAAAACCUCGGACAACACGUGGAAAUCCCAGAAACGCCAGUGAAGGUUAUCAAGAUCACAAAAACUAUCGCUGUGAAAGUCCCGGUCCCAUAUCCUGUAAAGGUGAGGGAGAAGGUGCCUUAUCCCGUGCCUAUCUCGAAACCAUACCCUGUUCCGGUUCCACAAAUUAUCAAAGUCCCUCAUUUGGUGCAUACAAAAUCUGACCAAACAGAACACGACUCCGGUAACACAGAUUCCGGAUAUGGUGGAUUCCAAGGCAGCCACCAGCUGGGUGGUGGAAUACAAAACUCAUACCAAGUACAAGAAGAACCUGGCCAUGAUUAUGUACCUUUCGCACCCCGGACCCAUCCAUUCAAAGGAUACAGUACCGGUAAUGAGCAAAAUUUCCACGAUUCCUCAGAGGGAUCUAACGGAAAUUCGUAUGGAGAUGCCCCCUUUAAUUACAAUGGGUACUCUGGUAAUAACGGGGAUGAAUCCUCAGAAUCCAAAAGUUACGAUAAUGCCAUAAAAGAUUAUCUCGAAAAACACCAACUAGGUGGCGGAACGAAUAGUGCGGCCAAAAGUUAUUACUAGCAUACUAAUAGAUAGAUAGUUGUGUAGAUAGUUAUAUAUGUAUUUGUGUAAGUAGUUUGUGACGGAGUGAAAUGUACCUUGUUUCCUAUAAUAUGUAAUAAAAAAUUAUAAAAGAAAGUCCUCUGACACGUCUGUAUGUCUAUUUAUCGCGACAUAAACUCGAAGUACUACUGACGCGGCAGAGAACUUUGUUUUAUAAUAUGUCAGGAUGAGGAUAAUAAGGAAAUUGUUACAUAGCCUAUUUAUAUGUUGAACUGAUUUGUUGCUAGAUGUGUAGAGUGACUGUUAUUAAUUUUACCAAUAAAUUAUACACAAGUUUGUUAAAUAUAAAUAUAUUUACUAUAUAACAACAAGUGUCAAUUAAACAUAAUACGUCGGCACUAGAAUAUAUUUUUCUUUCUUGAUUAAUUUACAAAUAUACCUAGUACUGAAUAUAAAAAAAUUAUAUAGGAAAUGUAAGAAAACAGUUUUCGCCAAUAAAAAUAUAUUAGUUUAAACCUAAAUGUCUUAAAAUGCACACGUAAAAUUACUUAAAU
This is a messenger RNA of Plodia interpunctella (Indianmeal moth), 1335 nucleotides long. RefSeq lists its product as uncharacterized. The transcript is spliced from 2 exons. The record is from RefSeq and is a predicted model, not a curated record. Lineage: Eukaryota; Metazoa; Arthropoda; Insecta; Lepidoptera; Pyralidae. The coding region runs from base 125 to 799 and encodes 224 amino acids.